Molecule: messenger RNA, 2675 nt
Organism: Cinclus cinclus
Lineage: Eukaryota; Metazoa; Chordata; Aves; Passeriformes; Cinclidae
Gene: GTPBP3
Product: GTP binding protein 3, mitochondrial
Biological process (GO): tRNA methylation; tRNA wobble uridine modification
Cellular component (GO): cytoplasm; mitochondrion
Molecular function (GO): GTPase activity; GTP binding; protein binding
Source: RefSeq, a predicted model, not a curated record
AUGAGGCCGCCGGGGCCACCACCGGGUGCCACCGCCGGUGCCACGGCCGGCGGCGGCUCGGGAGGAGGGACAAAGGCGGCGGAGCGGAGCCCGCAGCUCCCGGUCCUCCUCCCCCCCUUUAAUGCUCUGGUUGGCCGCGUCUCCCCAGCGCCCGCAGCACCGGCCACGCGUGUCCGGCCGCGCCCUGUCCCGGGGGUGGGGAUGGGGGGGGCUCACGAGUGGGGGCUGGGUGCCAGCCCGGCUCGCUGGUGCCACCAGGAGAUGUCCCCGCUGUUGUCACCUCAGCUGGAGACAGGGCACACCGAGCCGAGCCGAGCCAUGACGCGGCUCCCGGAUCAUUUUUCUGGUUCACGGAGCGCUGCGGGCUCGGGCGGCCGCGGCUCUUCCCCGCACAAGGGAAGAUUUUUUUGGGGUCCCCCCCUCGCCCCCCAAGCCAGGGCUCGGUGCCGAGCCCUUCGGGGGGAUCGGAGCCCCGGGACGGGCUGGGAUUGGGUCCCGGGGGAGGAGCAGCUCCGGCUUGGGUGGGUACAGCCUCUCGGGGUGCGGGGGUGCCAAGCGGGAGGGACCCCCCAAGGUGGGCAAGGGUCCCCCAAAACCCUCAGAUGCUCCAGGACACCCCAGGAUGGGGACAAAGCCACAUCCCCCCAACCCGGCACUGCAACAUGUGUGGGUGUAGAAAGGACGAAUUAUUUUUGUACAUUGUCAGUGGGGAAAAAAAAAAAAAAAGAAGUUGUAGGGGGAGGAAAACUGGGCCCGUCCCCUGAGCUGCGCGGUGCCACCUGCAGGGAGACGUGGCACAGAGGUGGCACAGGUGACAGAGCUGGCACAGGUGGCACAGGUGACACCAUCUUCGCGCUGUCCUCUGCCCCGGGUCGCUGUGGGGUGGCCGUGAUCCGUGCCAGCGGCCCGGGCAGCCGGGGGGCCCUGCAGAGCCUGGCCGGGACCCCCAAAAUGCCCCCCCCGAGGGUCCUGGCCCUGAGGAGGAUCCGGGACCCCCACACGGCCGAGACCCUGGACCGGGGACUGGUGGUCUGGUUCCCAGGACCCCACAGCUUCACUGGGGAGGAUUGUGCUGAGCUGCACGUGCACGGGGGGCCCGCCGUGGUCAGCGGGGUGCUGCGGGCCCUGGGCCGCUUGCCCGGGCUCCGGCCGGCCGAGCCAGGUGAGUUCACCUUGCGCGCGUUCCGUCGGGGCAAGCUGGACCUGACGGCGGCCGAGGGCUUGCGGGACCUGAUCGGGGCCGAGACCGAGGCACAGCGACGGCAGGCCCUGAGACAGAUGGAGGGAGACCUGGGGCGGCUGUACCAGGGCUGGAGCCACACCUUAACGCAGGCACUGGCCCAUAUCGAGGCUUACAUCGAUUUCGGUGAGGAUGACAACGUGGAGGAAGAGGUUUUGUCUCGAGUGCAGGGCACCGUGCGGGCUCUGGAGCAGCAGAUCCGAGCUCACCUGCGGGACGGGCGCCGGGGGGAGCUGCUGAGGGGAGGGGUCCGGGCGGUCAUCACAGGACCCCCCAACGUGGGCAAGAGCAGCCUGCUGAACCUGCUGUGCCGCCGUCCCGCCGCCAUCGUGUCCCCCGUGGCGGGCACCACGCGGGACGUGCUGGAGGUGGCCCUGGACAUCGGGGGGUACCCGCUGGUGCUCAGUGACACCGCGGGGCUGCGCCAGGCCACCGACCCCGUGGAGCGCGAGGGGGUGACCCGGGCCCGGCACCGGCUGUGCCAGGCUGACCUGGUGCUGGCAGUGCUGGAUGCCACCUCGGUGUCACCCACCCCGGUGGCCCUGGGGGACGCUCUGGCCGCCCUGGAGCCCCCCCCGGACACCCCCUGUGUGCUGGUGCUCAACAAGUGCGACCUGCUGGGGGGGCACGGCGUGUCCCCGAGUGCCACCUGUGCCCAGGGACACCCUGCCACCCUCCUGUCCUGCAAGACGGGCCAGGGGCUGGAGGCGCUGCUGGAUCUGCUGGCACAGCAGCUGGCACAGCUAUGUGGGGAUCCCCUUUUGGGGUCCCCCACCCUGACCCAGACCAGGCACAGCCGUCACCUCGGGGCCUGCGCGGCGGCGCUGGCGCGGUUCGGCCGCGGUGACGCCGGUGACACCGGGGACCUGGCGGUGGCAGCCGAGCUGCUGAGGGUGGCACGGCGGGAGCUGGGCAGGAUCACCGGGCACGUGGGCACCGAUGACAUCCUGGAUGUCAUUUUUCGGGAUUUUUGUGUCGGGAAGUGACACCAGCACUCGUGGGAUUGUCCCCAUUGUUGUGGUGGCACCGGGAUUAAACCGUGGUGGCUUUGGUGUCCCCCUGUGGGUGUCCCCAAGCCCCAAAUAUGGGCAAAGAACUUCAGAAAAGGCCUGGAAAACCCCCAAAAAAGGCUGGGAAAAAAACCCAAAAAAGGUCCCGUUUCCCGAUCAGGGGGACAAACAAGGACCUGGACGGGAAAAGCCACCCCAGGUGUCCCCACCUUGGGGUGUCCCCAUCCCCAGUGUGACAUGGGACACGUCCCUGCAUCCCCAAACCCCAAGGAUUCGGUGGGAGAAGUUUGGGAUCCCCGGGAUCCAUCCCAAUCCAUGGAAUUCCCCCAAACCACGACAGAUUUGGGGUUUUGCUGGUGGCUCUGCCACCCUCAAGAUGGUGACAUCUCUUGGGGAGACCCCUGUGCCACCAUCCCCUUCCCCUC